AUGACGCAACCACAACUUGGUGGUGCCACUGUUUUCACAGAAGUUCGAACAACAGUUAUGCCUAGCAAGAUGCGAGAAGGUGAUAUGCGAACAAGGCAUGCAGCGUGCCCAGUGCUCACUGGCAUUAAAUGGGUGGCCAACAAAUGGAUUCAUGAAAAAGGCCAAGAGUUCCGCAGGCCCUGCGCGUUAAGGCCAUCGAUGGAGGAGCGAUUUGUCGGCGAUGUAGGCGGUCCGGAGCCAAGAUAUCAUUGGAAUAUUCGGGCCUAA
Molecule: messenger RNA, 267 nt
Organism: Gongylonema pulchrum
Lineage: Eukaryota; Metazoa; Nematoda; Chromadorea; Rhabditida; Gongylonematidae
Source: the annotation of a GenBank genome assembly